This is a messenger RNA of Panicum hallii, 1300 nucleotides long. RefSeq lists its product as uncharacterized. The transcript has a single exon. The coding region runs from base 61 to 885 and encodes 274 amino acids. NCBI's taxonomy places the organism in Eukaryota, Viridiplantae, Streptophyta, Magnoliopsida, Poales, Poaceae. The record is from RefSeq and is a predicted model, not a curated record.
CCACCCUUUGCGCGCACCCCGCCAUCAGUCGCGAAGAGAUCGAGCAGCGGAAAUAGGAACAUGAGAGGCAUGGAGGACCGCAGACCGCCGGGUGGCCGCCGCCACGAGCCCGCGGCCGCGGAGCUUCCAGUUCCCAGGGAGCACGGCGGGUCAUUGGCGUCCGACGACGAGGACUCCGACGGCGAGUUCGAGUUCCCCUCCGUGAGCCGGGAGCCGGCGGCGGGCGGGGGCGCCGCGGCGGCGGCGGACGAGCUCUUCGCGGGCGGCCGCAUCCGCGCGUUCUACCCGGUGUUCGGCCGGGUCCUGGACGACGAGGCCGCCGCCGCACCGGCCGCGCCGAGGGCGCCGCUGGGCCGCCUGUUCCAGCUGGAGCAGGCGCGGACCUCCUCCGUCGCGUCCACAUCCUCCACCUCGUCGUCGUCCUCGGCGUCGACGGCGGACGGUAGCGCGGAUCUCGACGGCGCGCCGCCCGACAGCUACUGCCUCUGGACGCCCGGGUCGUCGCCGGCGUCCUCGCCCUCGCGUCCGCCGCGGAAGAGCGGGUCCACGGGCUCCGUCGCGCGGUGGCGCCGCAUCGGGGACCUCGUCGUCGGCCGCAGCCACAGCGACGGCAAGCACAAGUUCCUCUUCCUCUCCGCGCCGUCGUCCCCGGCCAGGGACAGGGAGCACUCCCCCGCCGGCUCCAAGCCGAAGCCACCGCCGCCCAAAGGAAGCAAGGCCGCCGGCGCCACCGAGCUCGACACGGUCGCCGCGGGGCGCCGGAUGUCGUACGGCGGCGCCAAGGCGACCCCCGGCGGGCGGCGCACGUUCCUGCCGUACCGGCAGGACCUCAUGGGGCUGUUCGCCAACGCGCACGGGCUCAGCCGGAGCCCGCACCCGUUCUGAGCCCCCACCGACGCGCCGACCCGUCACCGCCGUGGGCGACCCGUUCCAAACAGGGAGAUUUUCAAGUCUGAAUUCGGGAAUUGAAAUUUAAGACCAUUUGACCUGGAGGAUCCCCUGCAAACCGGCAUAGUGCUACGUGCGGCGGUGUGGGGUUUAAAGCGAAGUCAAAAGAACGGGGCGUGAAGUCAGACAAAGCAGGGGAAAUGCGGGCCUUCCCUUUCGGAUUGAGGUUUGUGAAGGUGGUAGGCCAGUACUACUGCUACGGAGAAAUUGAAAGAAAAAAAGGAUACAUGCGGUUGUUUGUAUAGGUGACUUUGUACAUACGAUGUAUGAUGUAUAGUAGUAGAGAAGUAGGUGGGUAUAUUUCACGGGGAAAUCACCUUUCCUUGUUUGCAAUCUACCAUUAUUUUUUAUA